CUCCAUGCAGUAGGCAUUCUGGGUGGGAAACUACAGCACAUUGAUUUAGCUACACGGUGCUGGUGAGCAACCUCUACGUCAAGCUAUACUUAUGACGCAACUGCGGGGCAGUAUCAUUUCCAAAAAGGCUGUCUCGUUCAAGGAGAGCCAGGCAACGUUCGCAGCGGUGGAGAUGCUUCAUUCAUGGUGAGGCAAAUCUGAGAGCCAUGGCUCAGACAACCCACCCACCGCAGUGCCAGGUUCAAGGGGCGUGGGGGGUUGGUUGUUGGUAACGAGGCCGGGGUAUGUACCUCAGGUAGUAGGGAGGUUCUCCGUACUAGCUAUGGGGAGCUCCUCCUGAGGGGAUAUAUAUAUAAAACUACCUCACCUCCCGCCCCCUUUCUACUAUCGAUUUCUUUCUUGUCGCUUGUGCACCACCCGCCUGACCCUGUCGCCCUCUUUUUCCCUUGUACAUACCCAUAACUUAUAUAACCGUCAUAUACCAUCGUCAUCACGAUCAUGUCUACCGACCUCAAGCCCCUCCGCAUCGUCAUGGCCUGCGACGACGCUGGCCACCCCUACAAGGAGACCAUCAAGGCUGUCCUCGAGAAAAACCCGCUGGUUGAGUCCGUCAUCGACGUGGGCGUCAACUCCUCCUCUGACAAGACCGCGUACCCUCAUCCGGCCGUCGAGGGCGCCAAGCUGAUCAAGGAGGGCAAGGCUGAUCGUGGUCUCUUCAUCUGCGGCACCGGCUUGGGCGUCGCCAUUUCUGCCAACAAAGUGCCGGGCAUCCGUGCCGUGACGGCCCACGACCCCUUUUCUGUCGAGCGCUCCGUCCUCAGCAACGACGCUCAGGUGCUGUGCUUCGGUCAACGGGUCAUCGGCAUCGAACUGGCAAAGAAACUCGCCUCCGACUGGCUCACCUACCGUUUUGACCCCAAGAGUGCCUCUGCUGCAAAGGUCCAGGCCAUCUGCGACUACGAGACCGCCCUGGGUGCUGCUCAGCAGUAACCCUUUUUUUUUCUCUCGUCUAAAUAACCCACCUUUACUACUUCUUCUGUUUCCUUCUUUUCGGGUCGACGUGACCGGCUCCCGACGUGCGAGCGCAGCGUGAGCCUAGUCUGUCAGUUUGUUCUUGUUUUUUUUUUUU
This is a messenger RNA of Penicilliopsis zonata CBS 506.65, 1129 nucleotides long. RefSeq lists its product as hypothetical. The transcript has a single exon. Gene Ontology annotation, molecular function: isomerase activity. Lineage: Eukaryota; Fungi; Ascomycota; Eurotiomycetes; Eurotiales; Aspergillaceae. The coding region runs from base 499 to 990 and encodes 163 amino acids. Gene Ontology annotation, cellular component: intracellular anatomical structure. The record is from RefSeq and is a predicted model, not a curated record. Gene Ontology annotation, biological process: carbohydrate metabolic process.